This is a messenger RNA of Aptenodytes forsteri (emperor penguin), 294 nucleotides long. RefSeq names its product late cornified envelope-like proline-rich protein 1. The transcript is spliced from 2 exons. The record is from RefSeq and is a predicted model, not a curated record. Lineage: Eukaryota; Metazoa; Chordata; Aves; Sphenisciformes; Spheniscidae. The coding region runs from base 16 to 294 and encodes 92 amino acids.
CCACUCUCCAGAAAGAUGUGCUCUCACGAGUCUUGCCACAGCCACGAAACCUCCUGCCACGGAUCCCACUCCUCCUGCCAUGACUCGGGGCCCUCCUGCCAUUCCACCAUCCAGAAGCAGCCUGUGCAGAAGUGCAACUACGUGACGCCCUGCUGCCCCCCCGUGAAGACCUAUUGCCCCCCUGUGAAGACCUAUUGCCCCCCUGUGCAGCCCUGCUGCCCCCCCGUGAAGACCUAUUGCCCCCCCUACACCAAGAACAUCUGCAAGCUGCCGUCGACAUACCCCAAGUACUAG